UCAAUCAUUUCACCGAAUUCUACAGUCUGCUUCAGAAAAGCAUAUACUUUUUCUCAAGUUCCAGGAAAUAGAGAGGAGGCAAACCUUUCCAAUGGGGAGAUGGGUCAUACCAGAGGUGUACCCACUAUUGGGUGCCAUGGCCAUUGUGGGAGGUAUGGUGGUCUUUUCGCUAGGAAGACAUGUGAUCAUGAACCCUGACGUCAGAAUCUCCAAAGAGGGUCGGAAGCAGGCAGUGCUGGACAACGCAGAGGAAGGGGAGAGAUAUGCAGAGCAUGGUUUGCGCAAGUUCCUCCGCACUCGGACCCCUGAAAUCUUUCCUAAGGUCAACCGCUUCUUCUCUGAUCCUGAGAAGAGCACGUGAGGUUUCAGUAAUGAUAUAGCUGCUUGGUCCAUGCCUCUUUUUGCUAACAUUUCUUCAGACCCAAAAGCAAUGUUGUGUGAGAAUAAGUAACUGUUUGAUUGUGUUUUCAGGGGUCUGCUGAAAACCCACCCAUUUUAUUGGGCUUUAAUGUACACAGAUAAAAUAAAUGUCCACAGGCUGGAUUGGGCACUGCCGUAUUUCUUGGAAAACAGUUCUGAUUUAUGGGGGACACAAUGGUAUUGGUGUUAGUGUUUGAUCAAUUCCCAGAAUUAGUUCAGAUAUACAGGGUUCCUCGUUUCUUGAUAGGAAGAACUACUUGAAAGUGAAUCUUACUUAUGAAUUGGCA
Vitis riparia (riverbank grape) is the source of this 707-nucleotide messenger RNA. RefSeq lists its product as uncharacterized. The coding region runs from base 92 to 361 and encodes 89 amino acids. NCBI's taxonomy places the organism in Eukaryota, Viridiplantae, Streptophyta, Magnoliopsida, Vitales, Vitaceae. The transcript has 3 exons. The record is from RefSeq and is a predicted model, not a curated record.